Messenger RNA from Pocillopora verrucosa, 661 nucleotides. NCBI's taxonomy places the organism in Eukaryota, Metazoa, Cnidaria, Anthozoa, Scleractinia, Pocilloporidae. The record is from RefSeq and is a predicted model, not a curated record.
AUGCCAUUUUUGUUUAAGGCCUUGGAGCUGGUGAAACCAGGGGAUGUGAGAGUGGUGAUUUUAGGCCAGGAUCCAACUCCGCAAAAAGGCAAGGCUACUGGUGUGGCAUUUCACGUGAAAAAACCCCGUUUUGUUCCAGCGGUACUGCAUAUGUUUUUAGAAGUCGCCUUUGAAGGUUUCCCUGUGGACCUUGAUGAAGGUAAUGUUAUGGAAUGGGCAAGGCAAGGCGUCCUUCUGCUUAACACGGCUCUUACAUGUCCACACAAGCCUCCGAAGAAAGCAGAUAAAAAGGAUAUGUAUAAGUAUGGAAGUCACUCAGAAAUAUGGAAAGAUUUCACCAUAUCCCUGACCAAGUAUAUUGCGGGUAAGACAGCGGGUCCUUCUGUUUGGCUAUUGUGGGGGGAAGAGGCUAAAAAGUUCUCAAAGUGUAUAAAUAAAAAGCACCUUAUAAUUGAAGGAGGGCACCCUUCACCUACGGGCAUCGCCAAACAUGGAGAUUCGUUUUUUGGUGGCAACUACUUUAAUGGUGCCAAUCAGUUUUUGUGGAGCAAUGAGCGUGGCACUAUAGACUGGUCAUUAUCUGAUAGCGGGUUGAAUAGUUUGAAACUAACCCCUGAAAAUUGGAAAAAACAGCUUCUAGAGGACAAAAUAAAAAUAAAAA